AUGAAAAUUUGUCAACUAUUUAGGAAAGCAGGUAAAAUGAACUGGAAAAACUAGCCCAGAAAAUUACUCUCUCUAGGCUUCUCUAGUUAUAGUUUGCCUGAAAAGAAAUGGCUUCUUAAAGCAUUGUUCCAACUUAAAGACACGAAUGAUAUUUUGAAGAAAUAUUUAGACUCAGACUUUGUAGUUCGGUUGAAGAAUGAUUUAAAAUUUCCAAAUUAUUGAUAUCUUCGCAUCUUAAAGGAUUAGACACCUCAUUUGAAAGAAAGGAAUCUUUAAAAUUCUAAAAAGGACAUAAUAAUAAGUUUUAGGGAGGAAAAAGACUUCAAAGAAAGGGUGAAAAAUAAAUUAAUCAGAAAAUAACAGAAUCCGAAAAAGAUGAAUAAAAGAUAAAGGACUAUUUAGUUAAAGUCAACCAAAUGAC
Messenger RNA from Paramecium primaurelia, 421 nucleotides. Lineage: Eukaryota; Ciliophora; Oligohymenophorea; Peniculida; Parameciidae. The record is from the annotation of a GenBank genome assembly.